AUGAAGAUCAAACUGAGGCGACCGCAGAGCGAGCGAGAGACACGAGACGGCUUCACCGACGGACUCACGCCAAACAUCAGACCUUUAGAUCCCUGCUGGACCGCAGAGACCCCGUCAGAGACCCCGUCAGAGACCCCGUCAGAGUCCACCAAAACAAGACACGCUCUUAAAACCCAACAAGUGUCCAGGUCGGGUUUCAAACGCCGCUUCUGCACCAGAUUUUAA
Molecule: messenger RNA, 225 nt
Organism: Xyrichtys novacula (pearly razorfish)
Lineage: Eukaryota; Metazoa; Chordata; Actinopteri; Labriformes; Labridae
Source: the annotation of a GenBank genome assembly